Messenger RNA from Ramularia collo-cygni, 1167 nucleotides. RefSeq lists its product as uncharacterized. The transcript is spliced from 2 exons. The record is from RefSeq and is a predicted model, not a curated record. Lineage: Eukaryota; Fungi; Ascomycota; Dothideomycetes; Mycosphaerellales; Mycosphaerellaceae. The coding region runs from base 1 to 1167 and encodes 388 amino acids.
AUGACGCUUGCCACAUCCGGCUCAAAACAUCACAGUCUGAGUUGCUGCGGUAGCAAUCUUCCUAGUUUUAUCUCUUCAGCCAGAGGCGAAAUCGUUAUGGCGGCGCCAGUACCAAGAUGCGACGACAGCAAUGCUAUGACAGCAAUUGGAUUCAUGCCGCUACCUUGCUCAGAUACCUGGAAUCCACCUGCAGGCGAGGUUGCCGGAGUUCGCUGGUCGCAGAAACAAUGUACCAAAUGCGCCCGACUUCCGACUCCCCAACAACAUGUCGUUUGUGGAUUCUGCUACGAGUUUGGCCGUCGAUUAAUGGAUGAUUGGUAUCAAGCUAUAGUCACAAUGUCUCCUUUGGGGCAGCGAAGCGGAGCUCCUAUGCGGAUGCCAGGACCUGGCGUCUCUGCCCGCAGUAGAAUGAUCACGCCCGCAUGGCCAGCUAUUCCUGCAGCUGGAGCAAAUCGGUUUAGGGAAUUCUGGACACGUCUAUGCGUUCCAUGCGAGCGCCUUGAGCAAGACAACUUUGAACGUUUGAUCUCUAAUCACAAUGCUAACGUUGCCACUCCACUCUAUGCGCCUCCUCCAGACACACUUGGGAUGUGGGACUGGCCCUGGAACACUUGUACCUGUCUCAAAGAGUUCGGAUGGAGUGACCAAAUUCGACAACCGCCGGAUACAAACGACCCCCCUGCUGUUGUACGUGAUCCUGCUCAGCCUGCGAUCCGCAUAACAUCCGGUCCACCUGUGAUGGGAGAUGAAAAAGAGUUUCUCUGCAUUGACCACGGCCACUUGCAGGCCAAAUUUGGUGAUAGACGAGCUCAGAGAAACCUCAAUGACAAAUGGUUACGAGAGACAUCUCGAUCAGCAUCAGGUAAACUUUGUAUUGCGUCAGCGCGCACAAAAGCUAGACGAGACCGACCCGCCAGCUCAAGUCACAGAGCUUGCCGAUGCGGCGGAGACGCCGACACUAAACCCUACGAUGCUGAGGUGCUACUUUGUAUGGCCUGCGAGGGGCUUUGGUGUCUUGUACGAAAAGGUACGCCAGGUUCAAAGUAUCAGAACAUGCAAACUCGAGCAACACGGCGCAAUGCACCCAAUCCCGGUGUCACGUCCCGCUCUCGGAACGUAGGAAACAUGACGCUGGGUCGAGCCCGAGAGAACUUUACUGAUGAAUGA